Messenger RNA from Physella acuta, 5138 nucleotides. RefSeq names its product protein kinase C delta type. Gene Ontology annotation, biological process: protein phosphorylation. The record is from RefSeq and is a predicted model, not a curated record. Gene Ontology annotation, molecular function: ATP binding; diacylglycerol-dependent serine/threonine kinase activity. NCBI's taxonomy places the organism in Eukaryota, Metazoa, Mollusca, Gastropoda, Physidae.
AGCGUGUAGGCCUACAUUCCAUAAUCCCAUCGGAUUUAGCUCUGUUUUUACAUUUUCAAAAUAAACUUUUUUUAUAUAUCAAUAAAUACAGUAAUCGUGAUAUCCCUUGGUCUCAGUGUGCUAUAAAACUUUGAUUACUUAAGCGAUUCUAUUCUUAGCGGAUCGUGCUUUGGAAAACCCCUUGAAUUUCUAUUUAUAGUAACGAGUUGUUGUAUUUUUUUGGUUGAUGGAUCCGGGCAAGUGAUUGAUAAUUCUGGCCCAUAAUUACCAGUAGAGUCAAAUUUAAAACGGGCCGCCUGAGUUCUCAGUUUGAUUCGUGUCACGUUUUGCUGUGUGUUAGCACACAGUGAGAGACGAGUGUGUAUGUGUAGAGGGGAACAGUCAGCACAGUGUGUAGCUGGUGUGUAGCUGGAUAACCCGUGGAUUACUUCUUUGUGUCGUGGUGGAUGUUAAGUGGUCACAACACAUCCAGUCAAGAUGAAGCAGACGACCCGCUGGAAUCCCCAGUCCUCCACACAGAUCAACGCAGCCGGAAGUCGCCGGAACAGUGCCAUGCCGGGCACCGGCUUUAUCCGGGUCAAGCUGCUCCAGGCUGAGGUCAGCCCCGGGCCGGACCCGGAAGAUCCGUUCCUGGCGGUCAAUGUCAAGGAGUCCACAGAGAUCCCAGGGCGUGGCGUCCAGCUAGUCCAGAGGAAGAAGACGCUCUACCCCAAGUGGAACUCCUGCUUCGAUGCUCACCUCUACGACGGCCGCGUCAUCCAGAUGAUUCUCAUGGAGAAGCCAAACAAGAGCAUCGCGGAGAUCAGCAUCGGCGCCAAGAUGUUGGCGGACAGGUGUAAUGGGGGCACCACCAGCGGGCCCAUUUGGUUGGAUCUGAAGCCGUCCGGUCGUCUGCAGAUCCUGGUCAGAUUUUACCCGGAGACCAACGGAGACGAGAUGAUCCCCACCCAAAAGCAACAGUUUGUCCGGCGUGGUGCCAUGAAGCAGCAGAAGGUUCACGAGGUCAAAGGUCACCAGUUCAUAGCCAAGUUCUUCAGGUCCCCGACCUACUGUUCUUUCUGCACCGAGUUCUUAUGGGGACUGAACAAACAAGGGUACCAAUGUCAGAUGUGCAACUGUGCCGUCCACAAGAAGUGCCACGACAAAAUUUUGGGAAAAUGUCCCGGCAACGCUAAAGACAGUCGUGAAACCAUGCUGUUGACUGAGAGGUUCAACAUCAACGUACCACACCGUUUCCGCAUCAACAACUACAUGUCUCCAACCUUCUGUGACCACUGUGGCUCCAUGUUGUUCGGGCUCUUUAGGCAGGGCCUCAAGUGUGAAGUGUGCGGCAUCAACUGCCACAAGAAGUGUAAGAUGUACAUGCCCAACCUGUGCGGCAUCAACCAGAAACUGCUGGCAGAGGCCCUGCAACAGGUCAGGGUGACCACCACACCUGACAAGAAGAAGAUGCAUCAAUCGCCUGUCACAGGCAGUACGUCACUGCUGACCCCCGGGGAAGAAGAUGAGGACAGCGACAACGACUCCUACCACACCGUAUGGGACACAGACGAGGUUCCCAGCAGUCUGGUGGCGCCAGCUGUACAGCUCAGGAAGUUCAAGGCCGAGGAAUUCAACUUUCUCAAGGUGCUAGGCAAAGGCAGCUUUGGCAAGGUGAUCCUGGCUGAGCUGAAAGAGAGCGGGACCUACUUCGCCAUCAAGGCCCUGCGUAAGGACGUGGUCCUGGAGGACGAUGACGUGGAGUGCACUAUGAUAGAGAAGCGGGUGCUGGCCAUUGGCUGCAAACAUCCUUUCCUCACCCACCUGCACAGCACUUUUCAGAGCAAGAGCCACCUGUUUUUUGUCAUGGAGUACCUGAAUGGAGGUGACCUGAUGUUCCACAUCCAAGUCUCAGGAAAGUUUGAUUUCUCCCGAGCUCAAUUUUAUGCAGCUGAGAUAGUCUGUGGACUUCAGUUUCUACACAAAAAUGGAAUCAUUUACAGAGAUCUGAAGCUGGAUAAUGUGAUGCUGGACAAAGAUGGUCACAUCAAGAUUGCUGACUUUGGCAUGUGCAAAGAGAAAAUUUUUGGAGAAAAUCGUGCUUCAACUUUUUGUGGGACCCCAGACUACAUAGCCCCAGAGAUUUUAAAAGGUGCCAAAUACAACGCCUCUGUGGACUGGUGGUCAUUUGGUGUUUUGUUGUACGAGAUGUUGAUUGGUCAGUCACCUUUCCACGGCGACGAUGAGGACGAUCUGUUCCACUCCAUCCUCCACGACACGCCCAGAUAUCCUCAUGCCACCGCCAAGGAGGCUGUCACCAUGAUGAGUCUACUGUUUGAGAGGAACCCACCUGACCGGCUCGGCAUGCCCACAUGUCCCGCUGGACCAAUCAACUCUCACCCGUUUUUCCGCAACAUUGACUGGGAGAAACUUGAAACAAGACAAAUCCCCCCACCAUUCAAGCCUAAAAUUAAAAAUGCAAGUGACAGCUCCAACUUUGACUCUGACUUCACGUCUGAGAAGGCCGAGCUGACCCCGACUGACCCCGCUCUGCUGCAGACCAUGAACCAGAAUGUCUUCAAGCACUUCUCAUUCACCAGCGCUGAAGCCCUCAGAUCAUGAUCUUGUGCUGUAGAUCAUGAUCUUGUGCUGUAGAUCAUGAUCUUGUGCUCCAGAUCAUGAUCUUGUGCUGUAGAUCAUGAUCUUGUGCUGUAGAUUAUGAUCUUGUGCUGUAGAUGUUCAUGUGUCCACCUAGUGUGUGCAACCAUUCUGGAGCCGUGACAACCUGACUAUGCAGUGAGCCAACCCAGCCUUCAGAGCAGUGAGCCAUCAAACCCAGCAGUUUUUUUUUUCACAAACUCAAUUUUUUCAUUUUCAACUGACUCUACUCCACCCGUAUCUAGCCAGGGUCAAGUCUGGCACAGGCCAAACAGAUAAGUUGUAGAUUUCUUGAUUUUAACUUAAGAAAAUGUAUGUUGCUCUUGAUUUUAAAUUUACCUUAAAAUCAAGAGCAACAUACAUUUUCUCAACUAAAGGAAACUGUUACAUAAAUAAAUGAAAGCAAAUGCAACUGUGGAUAAUGUGUGUGUAGGCCAGCUUGUCUGUUGUUUGUUAAACCUACUUGACAGUAUUCCAAUGUGAAUGUUCGAGGUCUAUGCUGUUGGAUCAAAGAAAAACAUUUUGCUCAAUGUGCAUGAAUGUCAAGCAACAAGGGGUCAGAGUAUCCCAAAACUUUUGACACGUGUUAGAAAGUUUUCUUUUGACUGUAGAGCUGUUUUAAUCUGUUGAUCAUUUCACUCCAUGGUGCAUAAUCCUUUUAACCUGGUUUUAUUUUUGUUUGACACGCAUGAAUGAAUGACAUUUGAAAGUAGUUUGUAGACAGUAGACCUAAAUAAUAUGGUCAAAAUACCUGCUUCUUAUACUCAUUUAUUUUGAGGCUUAAUUUAUUAGAGAGACUUUACCUGUCAGCUGUCCUGGAAAAUUGUAUUCAUCUCAGAGAAAUGACCACCAAACUUAGCAUAGACCACCAAACUUAGCAUAGACCACUAGACCACCAAACUUAGCAUAGACCACUAGACAACCAUCUCGUUUGUUAGUAAACUACCAAAGUUGACUACAAUGACGUCUGUUAUGAUAAAAACCUGAAUCAUUUAAAAAUCUGCUGAAUGUGCUUUAUCCAUUUUCAUUUAUGUCAAGUUUUUAUUUGUGGCUACAUUUUUAAAAUUAGUUUUGUGAUGCCUUUGAUAGUUUGUAAAAAGAUUAUAUCUAAGAUUAUAGUGAUGGUUUUGAGACUGAUUUUGACAUUUCUUUAAAUUUACAAAUACAUUAUUGAUAGAUUUAUCAAUGACAUUUAUCUAGCCUAUAUAUAUAUGUGUUUUUAUGACAUGAUUUGUACUAGAUCCUAUAUUGGUUUUAUAUAUACCACAACCACAACAGACACCUUGAGCAUAAGGGUGUCUUUUAUCAUUUAAUGUUCAUUUUGCAAUCAAAUUUUCAUCCAAUUGUUUUAUUUAGGUGGCAUAAAAGUCAGCCUAAACUACUAAGAGCUCACAUUUUUAACUAAAUCAACAAAUAUGACCUGAUGUUACUAAUACAUUUUUUAACAAAUCAUUAUUAAAGUUUUAUUGUGUUUAACACAAGCACACACUGAUUUUGACACAUGCACACAGAUUUUUAUCUUGAGCUCUAGCAUUUGUGUUCAUUAUUUUAUUUUAGCAUGCAGGUUUUAACCUGUUUCAUAUAUGUAUUUUAGUUUCAUUUAUUUGUAUGCGACAGAAAUUUUUUUUAAAAUACUCAAAGCAAACAUUUAGUUUUUAGAGUUUUUUUUGUCUUGGAUAAAUGACUACAAAGCACUUUUUGUCUUGGAUAAAUGAGUACAAAGCACUUUUUGUCUUGGAUAAAUGAGUACAAAGCACUUUUUGUCUUGGAUAAAUGACUACAAAGCACUUUUUGUCUUGGAUAAAUGAGUACAAAGCACUUUUUGUCUUGGAUAAAUGAGUACAAAGCACUUUUUGUCUUGGAUAAAUGACUACAAAGCACUUUUUGUCUUGGAUAAAUGACUACAAAGCACUUUUUGUCUUGGAUAAAUGACUACAAAGCACUUUUUGUCUUGCAUUAGAUCUUGAAUAAAACUCUUUAAGUCACAGUGUGUAUGUCGUCAAGUUGUUCUAUUCACUUAAAAACUAGAAAGAUUUUAAGUACACUACCAAGUACCGUUAUCUUACAAGUACUAGACUCUACUCCUACUAGAAUGAAUUUCAUAUAUGUAUGUAAUCAUUUUUUAAAUAUAAACACUCUUAAUGUCUUAUUAAGCUAUUAACAUUUUGACAUUUUUAUUUUUAAUUUAUCAAACAAAAAUUUGAUCAAUCGUAAAUCAAACUUUCUGACAAUUAGAUCAAGUUGGUUCUAGUUCUAGAUCUAGACUUGUUUUUUUCUGGCCACUAGAAUCUAGAUAUCAAGAUCUAAGAAUGGCCACUAGAAUCUAGAUAUCAAGAUCUAAGAAUGGCCACUAGAAUCUAGAUAUCAAGAUCUAAGAAUAAGAUUCCAGAAUGAGAAGGGUGGCGAAAAAUCAAAUGUCAUGUUCUGUAUAAAAUGCAUUAAUCCAGCUAUUUAUUAAAUCAUUAAAGAUAAAAUUUACAACACACAUUGUGUAUUUUCUU